This is a messenger RNA of Mucor velutinosus, 3318 nucleotides long. RefSeq names its product rRNA-processing protein utp21 (gene UTP21). Lineage: Eukaryota; Fungi; Mucoromycota; Mucoromycetes; Mucorales; Mucoraceae. Gene Ontology annotation, cellular component: nucleus. The transcript has 2 exons. The record is from RefSeq and is a predicted model, not a curated record. Gene Ontology annotation, molecular function: DNA-binding transcription factor activity, RNA polymerase II-specific; zinc ion binding; RNA polymerase II transcription regulatory region sequence-specific DNA binding. Gene Ontology annotation, biological process: regulation of transcription by RNA polymerase II. Bases 1 to 3318 code for a protein of 1105 amino acids.
AUGAAGUCUAAACCCAAAAAAACUGUAACUGUGAAAAAAGAAUGGCAAAGCUCACUCGACAGCUUCUUUUUAACCACCAGAAAGAAGAACCAGCCUGAAUGCACCGUGGCUGCUAUUGCUGAUGGUGCCUCAAUGAAUAUUGUUUCGGCUAUACACACGAUUGACGCCACCUCUACAAACCAGGCUGAUAAUCAACUGCUAAUAUCCGAAAAUGAUGAUAAUAUCUUAGCGCAAGCCAUGUGCAGAAAGCGCGCAAGAGAACAAGAUGAGGUGCCUGGAAACACUGGACAUCAAAGACCACGGGUUUCGUCUGAUCUACCCGCUUCUGCUGCGUCUGAGGUUUCAGUAAUUGAUAAAACGAAGACGCAUGAUACAUCACCACUGGCCAUGCCUGAUAUUCAAAUGGCUGAGAUGAGCUUGUCAGACAAACUUGAUACUUAUAUUUCAAAUGGCAGUAAUAGCUCGUCGUCAUCUAAUGGAGCUACAGUAGUAGCGCAAGUUGGUGCAUUGGCUGUCAGCUCUCCGAACAUUAUUGAUCUAGCCACUGAUGAGCCUGGCAACCAAAAAACUCAAGACACCAUUAUGUCAGAAGUGCCAGACCUUAAAGUUGAACAAGACAAAGAUAGUACAAAGACAACCUCUGUGAAAACCCAAGCUGAAGCUGUGCCUGUACGGGUUACCAAUGCUGGCGGCGUGAAUCCAGAUCUUGAUCCGGAGGAGAAUGACCCUAAUAACUACUGCCGUAAAUGUGGCAAAACGUAUGCUGACAGAGCAAAGUUCAGGAUCCAUCUGAAAACAUAUCACAAGAUGAAGUUGACAAGAAUCCCGCACGCUACCUCCAUCAAGCAUCCAGAGUUAGAGCCUGACAUUGACGACCCCAACUGGUCCUGUCGCUCCUGUGAAACACAGUACCCCACAAAAGCAAGAUACCGAGCUCAUCUGAAAGGCUGUCAUGGCAUGGUACUCGUGCCUCUAUAUGGCGAUGACAAGUACGUGCCUGACAUUGUACCUGAUGAAUUUGACCCUAAUUUCUACUGCGCUGCUUGCAACAUUACAAAGUCAUCGAGGUCAACUUAUCGUGGGCAUUUGAAGCAUUAUCACCGCAUGACGCUUACAAAUUUGAACUUUAAGCCCCCUAAAAAUCCUAACGAUUUGCCUGAAAUUGACGACCCAAACUUUUAUUGUCGCGUCUGUGAUAUCACAAAAGCAUCUCGUAAAGAAUACCGCAACCAUCUCCGUGAUAAGCACCAAAUGAAGCUGGCGCCCCUGUUCAAAGGUCCCAAUGCGAAUCCGAGUCUGGAGCCAGAUAUCGAAGAUCCCAACUUUUACUGCCGCACUUGCGAUGUUACCUACGUAUCUAGAGCGAGAUACAGAGUCCAUCUUCGGCACACCCACAAGAAAGACCUGCCUUCUGAAAAGCCCACAGUAGUAUCCAACAAGAAUCCUGACAUCUUGCCUGACCUCUAUGAUCCCAACUUUUGGUGCCGCUCCUGUUUGAUUCGACUAGAUACGCUGGCCAAGUACAGAGGCCAUUGCCGUGUUAUCCACAAGAUGCAAUUCAAGCCCAUCAAAGGAAAACCAAAAAUUACCUCCAAAGAACUGCCUGAUCCAGACGAUCCCAACUUUUACUGCAAGGUGUGCAAAAUCACAAAAAAGGACCGUGCCAUAUAUCGCAGGCAUUGCUCUGUAUCUCACUUUAUGGUGCUGAAUGAUCCACGCAAAGGGCCCAAUGCAAAUCCAGAUCUCGAGCCAGAGAUUGACGACCCCAACUUCUAUUGCCGUACCUGUGAUUCUAAAAAGGCAAACAACAGCGCCUAUCGUGAACAUCUACGCAGAGUGCACAGUUUGGUGCUCGUUCCGCAAUGCCCUAAACCUCAUGUUCCAUUGGAAAUGCUGGAGAAGCUGCCUGACCCUAAAGACCCUACUUUUUACUGUUGUAUUUGCGACAAGUCAAAGGGGACUCGAAAAGCGUUUCGUAAUCAUCUGCGUGAAGUACAUAAAAUGAACAUUCCCUCCGAAAGUCGUGUGUUUGUGGACAAAGACCCCAACAUCAUUCCAGACAUUGACGAUCCCAAUUUCUACUGUCGCUCCUGCAAGAUUCACAAGCCUGAUCGAAGACUGUACCGCAAGCACCUGCGAGCUGUUCAUAAGAUGGUCCUGAAACCGCUGAAAGGAGCAGAAAGCCGUGAUCCCAAUGCUGUGAUAGAUCCUGAUGAUCCCAAUUUUUACUGCGCUUCCUGUAUGCUGCACAAACCUAACAGAAUCAAGUAUCGCAAUCACUUGAGACGCGUGCAUCACAUGGUGCUGGAGCCCAUCUAUAAGAAAUGGCCCUUCCCAGAGGCUAAUAUCGAUGUCAAUGACCCCAACUUCCACUGCGCUAAAUGCGACGUGACACUUAAGAGCCGAGGAAAGUAUCGCCAUCAUGUGCGUUAUGUGCACAAGAUUAUUCUCAAGCCUAUUCGCCGUCGAAGGUAUACCAAUCCAGACAUUGAGCCUGAUGUCCAUGACCCUAACUGGUACUGCAAGUCAUGUCUUGUCACCAAGACCAGUCGUAGAGAGUAUCGCAGACAUCUUGUCACUUUCCACAAAAUGAAAUUGCAGCCUAUUGUAAGCAGACCCAACAAGAAAGUUGCUCCAGAUAUCAAUGAUGCCAACAAUUACUGCAAGUCUUGCAACAUCACAUUUGCCAACAAAACGAAAUACAGGUACCAUUUGGUCACUGUCCACAAGAUGAAUAGCCUUCGACGUGCGAUUGGCUACCAGGCCUUGCCAGAGGUCAAAGACCCCAAUUUCUACUGUAAGGUGUGCAAGCUGAUUUACCCAGACAAGGAAAAGUACUGGAACCAUUUAAGAAACAAGCAUGACAUGGAUCCAGAGGCACCUACGUUUGAUGAUGGCCAUGUGGUGGAUGGGCAUCAACAACAGCAACCAGCAGAUGAGGAAGACAUCAAACUAGAGCUACAAGACGAGCCUCAUACAAUGAACGACUUUAAUGAGGAGUAUGAUGACCUAGACGAUGAUAUGAUCAAGCUGGAAGUACAGGAAGUACUUUAUGAGGAUGAGGAUGACUUUGGAGAGAGUGCAGAGAGCUCAACUGUUGCUAAUGAAGACAGAGGCCAAGCUUAUUGUGAAGAAGACGAUAACUGGAGUGAGGCAUCUCACGUGGGCGUUUACAAUAGAAACAAUUCUGUCAAUGGUGACAGUGAGCAAAGUCAAGCGGAUGAUUAUGAACUGAUGGACAACAGUGAUGAUGAAGAUCUCUACAGGGAGCAUUCUUCUGAGGAUGGCGAAGGUGACGAGGAUUAUGCGUCUGAUUAA